AUGGUCCAUAAUCAUGAAAUGAUUCCUGUUGACAAGAGACAUUUAAUAAGGUCUCAAAGGGAUUUUUCUAAGGAACAAAUUAAAUUCAUUUCUACACUUAGAUUGAAUGGAGUUAAAGUUUCUGAUUUUGUGAGAGCUUUGAAGAAGGAGGUUGGAGGGUCUCCUAACUUUUGUUUUACAGCUCCUAAUUCAAAUUUUUUGCAAAGAGAUAAAUUGAUGAAGCACAUUUCUAUUACAACAUUGAACAAGAUGAAACUGGUGCAUUGGUUAGGUUUUUUUUGGAGAGAUGGAAGGAUGAUGAGAGAUUAUCAUUACUUUGGUGAUUUGUUAGUCUUUGAUACUAUGUAUAGGACUAACAAAUAUGGUAUGAUUUGUGCUCCAUUUGUUGGUAUGAGUCAUCAUGCAAAUAAUGUGAUGUUUAGCAUGGGAUUUGUACUUAAUGAAAGAACGAAAGCAUUUGAGUGGUUAUUUGAUACCUUUAUAACUUCUAUGGGAAGGAAAUGUCCUAUUACAAUAAUGACUGAUCAAGGUCAAGCCAUUGCUAUUUCGGGGAUGGUGAUGAAAUAUGAUUAUGAAAAGGUUGAUUGGAUGUGUGAUUUUUAUAAAAUCAAAGAGAUGUGGUGUCCAUCUUAUUCAAAGCAAUAUUGGUUUGGAGGUGUGCUAUCAUCUCAACGUAUUGAGACAACUAACAAAUCAGUUUCUCAAGGGCUUAACAAGACACAAGGUCUAUGUGAUUUCUAUCAAGUGUUCCUUGAUGUUGUUCAUGAGUGGAUAAGCAAGGAAAGUGGGAAAGAUUAUAAUACUAUCAGAGGUAAUCGUCAUUUGGCUUUUGCAUAUAUUGGGAUUCUUGUUCAUGCUAGAUUAUUGUAUACAAUUCAAGCAUAUGUUGUUUUUGAAGAAGAGUUCAUUAAGGGUAUUGCAUGUGAUCAUAAGGAUUUUGGUUUGAAUUAUCCUGAAUAUUCUAUCAUUUGUGGAGACCUAGGAAAGAUUUAA
Messenger RNA from Chenopodium quinoa (quinoa), 993 nucleotides. Its product is annotated as protein FAR1-RELATED SEQUENCE 5-like. Bases 1 to 993 code for a protein of 330 amino acids. The record is from RefSeq and is a predicted model, not a curated record. The transcript is spliced from 2 exons. NCBI's taxonomy places the organism in Eukaryota, Viridiplantae, Streptophyta, Magnoliopsida, Caryophyllales, Amaranthaceae. Gene Ontology annotation, biological process: regulation of DNA-templated transcription.